Molecule: messenger RNA, 803 nt
Organism: Durio zibethinus
Lineage: Eukaryota; Viridiplantae; Streptophyta; Magnoliopsida; Malvales; Malvaceae
Source: RefSeq, a predicted model, not a curated record
CAGUACGGAAUGGCAUCCCAGUUUUAGCAACUCCUUUCAGCUCAUCUUGUCUUUGUGCCGAAUCUUUUCCCCAAAUGGUUCCCCAAGAAGUCAUUACUCUGGCUCUGGAAAUUGUGUUGGCAAUAGAGAGACAGAAGAAAACGCUGAUGGAAGAAUCACUGAGGGCUAAUCAACUUGCACUUCAGAAGAAGGUGAGGGAGCGUUCCAUGCUUAAGAGAAAAAAUCAGGAUAUGCUUGCAAAGGAAGCGGCAAAGAAAAAAUUGUUGGAUGAUUGCAUGGCUUUCAUUGGAGCAAGUGAGAAUAACGAGAACGCCCAGAAUUUUGAUGAAAAAGCAAUGAUGAAAGCUAUUGAAACUAUGAUGAACAGUGAUGGCGGCGACAAGGGAGGAUUUGCCGGCAGUUACGGAGACACUUGUGUUCCUGGAAUCAAUCUGGGUCUUGAAAGAAAAACUACGAUCGAUGAAAGUGUUGCUGUGGUGAACAAAGUUGCCAGUUGUGGAUGCCAUAAUGGAGGAUUUUUCGACGAUCACGGAGAGAUUAAUGAUGCCUCUGAUAACGCUCAGAAUCUUGGUGAGGAAGACAAAAAGGCUGCUGUUGAUGAAACAAACGGUGACAACGAUGAAAGCAACAACGCUGGUGGUUAUGGCGGCAGUUACAAUGGGAACCGCCGCAAGUAAGAUGGCAGUUGGUCCAUUAAUAACUUUUAUAUCAUAUCAUCUACGAUUCUCUUUCCUAAUAUUAUAAUUAUGCUAAAGCACUAUCAUAUUAAAAUACUUUGUGAAGGGAAUACCAUGUUCAUAAAA